Messenger RNA from Colletotrichum scovillei, 717 nucleotides. RefSeq names its product DASH complex subunit Dad3. Bases 182 to 478 code for a protein of 98 amino acids. Gene Ontology annotation, biological process: attachment of spindle microtubules to kinetochore. Gene Ontology annotation, cellular component: mitotic spindle; DASH complex. NCBI's taxonomy places the organism in Eukaryota, Fungi, Ascomycota, Sordariomycetes, Glomerellales, Glomerellaceae. The transcript has 2 exons. The record is from RefSeq and is a predicted model, not a curated record.
UGGACACCUCGCCCAAGGUUAGAUUGGCGGGGUUCAAGCCACAACGCGUCCCACCGCGACUCACCGAAACAACUUCCCGCCGAUAAUUGACCAGAACGAAGAACCAAGUGAGCGCCGACCAGACCUGAGUUUGGUAAUAUCGUACGAAACAGAGCAAAGCAGAGACAGCUGCAUCAUCACAAUGGAACAGGGGCGGGACUCCACGCUGCUGCAUUCACAGCCGGAGUUGUCGCCGUUGGAGGCCGAGGUGCUGGAAGAGUACGAAAAGUUGGCGGAUAACAUGAAAAAACUUGCUUCAACACUCGAAGACCUGAGCGGCUCGCCGAGCACCGAGAUCCUCGACGGCCUGCGGGAGCUGGAGCGCAAGACGAGCUUGGUAUUUACGCUCCUCAAGGCGAGCGUGUACAGCAUAGUGCUGCAGCAGGAGAUCGAUUGGGGUGACCAAGCCAGGAGCCAGGAGGAGGAGGAGGAGGAGUAGAGGAAGACAAAUACAUGGGAUAACAAGGGUGCAACAUCUAUAUUGAGAGGAGGCAUGCUGCAAUUUGCGGCAGUUUUGUCCGGGCUGCACUGCGAAAUGAAGAUGGAGAGAGUGCACAAAUGCAUGACGAGACUACGAUCAGAGCAGAUACCCCAAAGAAAACAAUUCACGACGCCAAUCACUUUAUGACGUCGAGAUUUAUGUCACUGUUCGCGAGAGCAAGAGGGGCACAGACGGGG